AGAAAGCUACAGAUGGCUCCUUACAGAGCGAGGACUGGGCCCUCAACAUGGAGAUCUGUGACAUCAUCAACGAGACUGAGGAAGGGCACUGCACAGGGCAUCGAGGAGCCAGCAGUGGGCAGCGACAGGCAUGACUCUUGGCCUCACCAAUCUCACCUAAACUUUUGUGUCUCUGCUGGAAUCCUACCAUUGCCAUACGUUUUUUCUAUCAUUGGGCAUACAUGGUCCACUGCCAGUGCUGUCCCCUGUUCUCCAGGACACCCUUCCCAAAGAUGCCUUCCGAGCAGUGAAGAAGCGAAUCGUGGGGAAUAAGAAUUUCCAUGAGGUCAUGCUGGCCCUCACGGUCUUAGAAACGUGUGUUAAGAACUGUGGGCACCGCUUCCAUGUCCUGGUGGCCAGCCAGGACUUCGUAGAGAGUGUGCUGGUAAGGACCAUCCUGCCGAAGAAUAAUCCACCCACCAUCGUGCAUGACAAGGUGUUGAACCUCAUCCAGUCCUGGGCUGACGCGUUCCGCAGCUCGCCUGAUUUGACAGGUGUCGUUGCUGUCUACGAGGACCUACGGAGGAAGGGCCUGGAGUUCCCCAUGACUGACCUGGACAUGCUGUCACCCAUCCACACACCCCAGAGGACUGUGUUCAGCUCAGAGACACCAUCCGGACAGAACUCUGUGGGCUCUGACACCAGUCAGCGAGGAGACCUGAGCCAGCAUGCCACCCCUCUGCCCACUCCCGCUGUCCUCCCUGGUGACUCUCCCAUCACACCCACUCCUGAGCAGAUUGGGAAGCUGCGCAGUGAGCUGGAGAUGGUGAGCGGCAAUGUGCGAGUCAUGUCGGAGAUGCUGACAGAGCUGGUGCCCACCCAGAUAGAGCCUGCGGACCUGGAGCUUCUACAGGAACUCAACCGCACCUGCCGCACCAUGCAGCAGAGGGUCCUGGAGCUCAUCCCACGCAUCUCCAAUGAGCAGCUGACCGAGGAACUGCUCAUGGUCAAUGACAACCUCAACAACGUGUUUCUGCGACAUGAACGGUUUGAACGGUUCCGAACAGGCCAGACUGGCAAGGCCUCCAGUGAAGCUGAGCCAGCUGUUGACUUGAUUGACAUGGGUCCUGACCCGGCAGCCACCAGAAACCUCUCAUCCCAACUGGCAGGAAUGAACCCUGGCUCCAGCAGUGUGAGGGCUGGCCUGCAGUCUCUGGAGACCUCGGGUCACCUGGAAGAUGACUUUGACAUGUUUGCGCUGACUCGGGGCAGCUCACUGGCUGACCAACGGAAAGGGGUCAAAUAUGAAGCCCCCCAAACCACAGAUGGCCUGGCUGGAGCCCUGGAUGCCCGGCAGCAGAACACCAGAGGGAUCCCCGCCACCCAGGCCCGCAUCAUGGAGGACAUUGAGCAGUGGCUGUCCACAGAUGUGGGGAGCGGUGCUGAGGAGCCCUCUGGUGUCACCAGUGAAGAAUUUGACAAAUUCCUGGAAGAACGGGCCAAAGCUGCCGAUCGACUGCCCAACCUGGCCAGCCCUUCAGCCGAGGGACCCCCGGGACCUUCUCCUGGCACAGCUCCUCGGAGGAAGACCCAGGAGAAGGAUGAUGACGCACUGUUCGCCUUAUGAAUGCAGGGCCUGGCACCCUGCAGCCCAGAGCCUGGCGCUCAUACCCACUGGGAUCCCGCCCUCCCUUGGUGUUAAGGCUGCUUGGGGGUGUCUUGUUACCCCCUUCUCUCCUCCUGGAGCCUGGGCAGCAGCGGGAUGAACUGGGGGAAUGGGUCAGCCCUCUGCUGGAACCCUGACUGGUCCUGCCUCCUUCUCCAUCCUGCUACCCACUACGACUUUGCUGAGACCUUAGGCCCCAGACAAGCUGACCUGAUGUGACCUGAUUGAUCUGGUGUGAGACUGCUUCCAUGAAACUCCCCCGGCUCCUUCCCUGGGGAGCCCACAGGAGCCCUCCACAAUCCACACUUCCAGUCUAGGUGAUGUGUCUAACAGACAUUACCACAGCCCCGCCCAUCCCUGCCCAGGCUUUGGCUGGCUGUUGGGGUGGGCUGUGGUGGCCCCUGCUGAGCCGCCCACUGUCCAGGUACGAAGUUGCACCUAGUGAGGCAAGACCUCACCAAUCAGGUGUCAAGACGAGACACGGGGUUCUGCGCACCCAGAGCCCCCGUUCCUCCACUGCCUCCCAUCCUUGCUCUGUUCCUCCGGAAGGCCCCGCCCACCUGAGGCUCACCUGUUGGUCGGUCCUCGGGUACAGGGAGAGGUGCCUUCUGUGUCCCCAAAUAAAAGUAGGAAGCCGCC
Molecule: messenger RNA, 2284 nt
Organism: Mesocricetus auratus (golden hamster)
Lineage: Eukaryota; Metazoa; Chordata; Mammalia; Rodentia; Cricetidae
Gene: Tom1
Product: target of myb1 membrane trafficking protein
Exons: 15
Coding region: 329-1606 (425 amino acids)
Biological process (GO): signal transduction
Cellular component (GO): endosome; membrane
Molecular function (GO): phosphatidylinositol binding; ubiquitin binding; clathrin binding
Source: RefSeq, a predicted model, not a curated record